CGAGCCGUUGCUAUGGGCUCAACUUGAGCUUCAUGGUGAAGGCCACCACGAGUCGCCGGGAGAGUUGAGCGACCCGCCGCCUUUCAUACCAGCCGUGCAACGACAAUACCACCCCCCAGGAGACCGCUACAGUAGAGACGGAGAAGCAAGUUAUAGAGCACAUAGACUAUUUUCUAGCUUGCAGGAUGUUCGAUCUCAUGAUGAGUCGAGGCUGAUUGCCAUCACUAGACGAGUCCGAAGCUUAUGCACCGUUGUCGAUAGCCUUGAGGUGUGGAAUCUCCUGCCCUACUUCACGAACCUUGAGAUGGUCGAGCUACACGGUAUGUUUGUGCAUGGCUUCCUUGAGCUUCAGCUCCAAGGCCGUCGCCUACCGCACCUCCGCUACGCAAAGCUCUUUGGGUACGUCCCACGCGCUGUUGCUACAUGGAUACUCAGAUCCUCCACGGCACUGGAGCGCUUGGAACUGGGGCUUCUGAAUAGACCCAUCUCGGACCACCGGAUAUACGAUCCACCGUUUCCGCCCUUACCUGAGGAAAAACUGGGAGCAGACGACGACGGGGAUUCAGACUACGGCAGCUUGAACGACGAAUAUGUGAUCCCGCGGCCAUUGGGUGGAAUAUUCCCGGACGAGGACAUCAAUUUGCCCGCACUUCGACACUUGCACCUGUGUCAGCCUCGUGGUAUGGAUUGUUAUUGGGGUACUGGUUCAUACUCCUGGUCUUCUCGCGCCGAGAUAGCAUUGUUGACCGACUGGAGGCAUUUACUUCUUACUUCCAGCAAACGACUAGAGACAUUGGUGUUGCAGCAGAGACCCGGUGCCGAAAUGAUCGAGGGCGAUUCAACUAGCAGUGCGGAGUUCCUUCAAAUUGAAGAGACUGGUAUCGGCAGCAAAGAAUUGCUCGACAUGCUCGAGGGUGUUCUGUUUCAAGCUGGCGUCUUUCCUGCCUUGAAAAAGGUGUAUCUUUAUGGCAUCACUGUCGGUCAAGAUGCUGAUCAAAAUCCAUCCGCGUCAGUCCCUGGUGGUCGUUUCAUGUUGCGUUUGAAGGAUCGAAACAUCAGGUGCGAGGCCAGGUUAGGGACAUGGACCCGUUUCGAUUCGGAUGACGGCCAAGCGCUCUGGACGGAGUGGUGCGGAGUUAAUGAAGAUGAUCACGAAGACGAUGAUAGUUAUAUGGAGAUGCGGUGCGAUACUUUACUGGCGAAGGUAUAGGUGGGCAUCAUGGAUGUUAGUUGAAGUCGAUUUGGCCGUUAAUCCCUAUAUCUCUAUUCUUACUUCUGUAGAGUAACAACGAUUAAGGACGAACAACCGGUG
Messenger RNA from Ilyonectria robusta, 1312 nucleotides. RefSeq lists its product as uncharacterized. Lineage: Eukaryota; Fungi; Ascomycota; Sordariomycetes; Hypocreales; Nectriaceae. The record is from RefSeq and is a predicted model, not a curated record. Bases 305 to 1210 code for a protein of 301 amino acids. The transcript has a single exon.